GGGCUCUCGUGUAGUCUGUGGCAUCAUGGCGGUCGCUACGCACCGUCUGUGCGGGAAGCUGUGCAGUAUUUUAGUAGUUUUAGAAUUAUUAUUGACAUUUGUAACAGCCAGAACAGCCCCAAUCGUUAACUCUGUUUCAGUUCUUCGCGAAAGUGUAGUGACGAACGUCAACAACGAGGAGUUUUAUAAAUGUUUACUGUUGCUUGUAGGUCAGAAUUUUUACAGUGGAAUGAAGGUUAAACCGGCAGCGAAUUUUUUGGAAAAAGGCAGUGAGUGCGGCAAUGAAAGUGAAAAGGAAAAAUACUCGUCUAGUACAGUUUGGGCCAACACAACAGUGGCCCAUGUGGCAUUGUGGAUUCCGUUGACAUCCAAAGUGUUUGCUAAGGGUUGUGUUUACAUUUGUGCGAGUGAGUCAAAUAUGCCAGGUACGUUCGGUGGCGAAGUAAUCAAAUGGCUGUAUCAGGGUGAAAACGUGGCAUUUAGGACUACAAGCGGCGACGUGAAGACUCGUUUACUUAAAGAAAAUGACCCCAUUGAUGGCAAUUUCGUGGAGCAUUGGCACCGCCGGGUGCGGCGGCAGGACGACCCGCCGGCGGGCGGCUGGAGGGUGUCUGGCGAGGCCGCCGCCGCCGCAGCGCUCGCCCCCGAGGAGGAGCAGUCCCCGCCGCCCCCGGCGUCGGCCAGGCCCCAGCUGACGGGCCUGCGCGCCGAGAGCGCCGAGCGAGAGCCGUCCCUCGGCGACGACGGCGUGGUGGAACUGCUGUCGGGCAGCGGCGCCGAGCUGCGCCUGUUCGGCACGGGGCUGACCGAGCGCACCACCCUCACCUUCACGACGCAGGCGCUGUACCGCGGCGAGCUGUGCGAGUUCCCCAUCGGCGUGACCUACCCGGUGACCCGGGUGCAGGACGGCUCGGGGCUGGUGCCGCUCACGGUCCCCUCGCAGGCCCUCGCCAACUCCACGCUGUACGUGUGCCUCAAGGACCCGGACAGCGACCCGGCGUGGCGCCACCAGGGCUCCGCCACGUGGCUCGCCAUCCGCACCUACGACAAGCUGCUGCCCGUGUGGGCCUCGUGGGCCGUCAUCUUCAUGUGCCUGUGCUUCUCGGCGCUCUUCUCCGGCCUCAACCUCGGCCUCAUGUCCAUGGACCAGACGGACCUGAAGAUCGUGUCCAACACGGGCUCGGAGAAGGAGCGGCGGUACGCGCGUGCCAUCAUGCCCGUGCGCAAGCGCGGCAACUACCUGCUGUGCUCCAUCCUGCUGGGCAACGUGCUCGUCAACUCGUCGCUCACCAUCCUCAUGGACGACGUGACGUCGGGGGUGGUGGCCAUCAUCGGCUCCACGCUGGCCAUCGUCAUCUUCGGCGAGAUCAGCCCGCAGGCGAUAUGCUCGAGGCACGCGCUCGCCAUCGGCGCCAACACCAUCUUCAUCACCAAGAUGGUGAUGGUGAUCACCUUCCCGCUGUCCUACCCCAUCAGCAAGUUCCUGGACUACCUGCUGGGCGCCGAGCUGGGCAACAUGUACACUCGCGAGCGUCUCAAGGAGCUCGUCAAGCUGACCACCGAGUACAACGACCUGGAGAAAGAUGAAGUGAACAUCAUCUCUGGAGCCCUGGAGCUGCGGAAGAAGAUCGUGAAGGACGUGAUGACCAAAUUGGAGGAUGUUUUCAUGCUCGAUAUCAACACUAUCCUAGACUUUGAGACUGUGUCGGAGAUAAUGAAACAGGGCUACUCGCGCAUCCCGGUGUACGAGGGGCGGCGCACCAACAUAGUGACGGUGCUGUACGUGAAGGACCUGGCGUUCGUGGACCCCGACGACAACACCCCGCUCAAGACGCUGUGCCGUUUCUACCAGAACCCCUGCAACUUUGUGUUCGAGGACACCACCCUGGACAUCAUGUUCAAGCAGUUCAAGGAAGGAAUCAAAGGUCACAUGGCGUUCGUUCAACGCGUGAACUCUGAGGGCGAAGGUGAUCCUUUCUACGAGACGACCGGACUGAUUACGCUGGAAGACGUUAUCGAAGAAUUGAUUCAAGCAGAAAUUGUUGACGAGACCGACGUCUGGAUGGACAACCGUUCGAAACGUCGCCGGACUGCGAAGGCGCUGAAACAAGACUUCACUGUGUUCGCUGAACGUAAAGAAAACCACGGGAUCCACAUUUCGCCACAGUUGACCCUCGCAACAUUCCAGUACCUCAGCACAGCUAUCGACGCCUUCAAGCCUGAAAUAAUUUCCGAGACGAUACUCAGACGACUGCUGAAGCAAGAUAUUAUUUUCCAUGUCAAAGUGAAAAACAAGGAGAAGGCGCGCCAUGAUCCCCAAACAAUUAUUUAUACUCAGGGGAAAGCUGUAGACUACUUUGUUCUCAUCUUGGAAGGCAGAGUGGAAGUUAUUGUCGGUCGUGAGAACCUCACCUUCGAGAGCGGGCCUUUCACUUACUUUGGCACACAGGCUCUGAUGCAGAAUAUUGGAGUUGCCGACUCGCCCACGUCGACGACCCCCAACAACGUGGGCAGCCUGCAGUCCAUAAACCUGGACGCGCUGAUGCGGGUGACCUUCAUCCCCGACUACACGGUGCAGGCCGUCACGGACGUGUUCUACGUGCGCAUCAAGCGCUCGCUGUACCUGGCCGCCAAGCGGGCCACGCUCAUGGAGAGGGCCAGGAAGAACUCGCAGACAGACGAACACUUCGACGACGAGGUCGAGAAGCUGUUACAUUCCUUGGAUGAUGACGAGAGAAGCCAUGGACUUGAAACGCCAUCUCUGGCUGCUACAGCGAAGGAUGAUGCUAGCAGCAAGUUGCAGAGCGAGAAGGACCUCCUGCAGGAGGCGAUCGCGGCCGCGGAGCACCCGUCGGGGCUGGCCAACGACAUCCGGGCCCUCGCGCUCAGCCCCCGCUCGGCCGCGGGCGCCCCGAGCGCAAGCUCGCGCUCGCUCAACGCCACGGAGCCCAGCGGCGCCGGCAGCAGGUCCCCCCGGGGGCACAGUCCCUCCAGGAGCAUCGCCGGCGAGGCCCCGCGCGCCUCCCCGGAGAGGUCCCUCGCGGGGGGCUCCAGAGACGUCGCGGCCACAGAGGAGGAACGGACAGUUUUGCUCCCCGCGGACACCGCGGAGAAGUCGUGAUCGAACAGCGCGCGCCCCGCGGGCCGAGUAGAAUCCGGGCUGUAUGGGCAUCAGGGACAAAAAUUUGUACUUAAGUUCGUAGCAUGUUGCAGUAGGUCCUCGGUGUUUGCAGUAAUUUGGUGGUAAUUCAGUGGUGCAGAACUACAAUAUUGAAAGAACCCCUUGUUUGUAAAAGUUAACCCUUCAUAAAACUAGCGUCCUGGAAUUGAGGGCCGAACGUUUUCAUUUGCAUUGUAACUUCAGGUUAUCUACCUAUAAUGGUUAUAGUUCUAGAUUACUGGGUUGGGUUUGCAUUAAUCUUUUUUUUUUUGGUUUACGUUGUCAGAAUCCAUUUGUGUGACGUCAAAAGCAAACAAAGACAGGUUGCCGUAAUCAAGUGCAGCUAAGCUGCCGUAGUACAUGAAGCGAGAGAGAAUUGUCUGCCCCAUUUGUUUGUUGCAACGAAAUAUUCCAUCUGUGAUUACUUUCCAUAGUUUUGGUAACUGCACCUUUUUAGUUUUUUUUUUUUUUUUUUGUGUCUGUUGACACUUGUAGUAGUAAGUAGCUUACUGCAUUAACUAACUAUUGUGUUGUAAAUAAUUUUGUGGCAUUUGGUGCUAAAAUGUGGGUAUUCAUACAGGUUUCUGUGUUUUCAAUUCCCCUAAUAAGAAUAAAAAUUGUUAAGACUUCAUUACGGUAGGUAACUUAAAGCUGAGGUAAGAUGUUUUAUCAUUACAUAUUAGUGUUGAAUUAUGUAGGUGUAAGUAGAUUUGAAUUGUUUUGAAGUGUUAUUAUUUUAAGGAUGUUCGUUCCAGUUUGAAAUUGGAAUUUUAGCAGUUAUUCUUAACAUGUUAUACCAGUAUAAAUGCUUACCAGUACAUUGAUUCACUCUUCUUAAUUAAAUAUUCAGUCCAAGCUGAUUGUAGCUGCAAAUUUUAGGAAACGUCCAGUGUUGUAAAAUAUUUUUAUAGUGAAAUGGUUAAAGUGUGCCGAGAACAGUAAAAACCUGAAAUGACAAUAAUGUUGGUUUCUGACACUUGCGAUAAUGAUGGUAUGGUCAUGUGAUCAAGUAGACUAACUAUACACAGUAAAAUAUACACUACCCACAUUGUUAAAUUGAUCUCCUAAAAUCCUUGGUUGAUUAGAUGCAGAAUGUGUGUACCUUUUUAUAAUGACUGUGUGCAUGAAAAGUAAAACUGUGAAAGUAAAGUAUUUAUGCAAAAUCAAUGUAAAACUGAUGUCCACUUCAGUCAAUGGAGUGAAAUAUAUUUUAUUGUUCUUAUACAUCAGUUUUGCAUAGUUUGUGUAAUAAUUUUGUAUUUUUAGAUGUGUAUUGUUUUUGUAUAAUUUUCGUCAGUAAUGCAGGACUUUUUCCAUCUCUCUCAUAUAGGAUUUGUUUAAAGAAAAAGAAAAAUCUAGCUGUUGGUUCUGUGUUACAAUAAGUAGAAGAAAACAAGACAACAUAGUUAUCAAUAAUUUCAGGCAACAACUUGUAACUAAAAACAAUUAAAUAUAAAUUAAUUAUUGUUAAAAGUGUUUAACCUAUGGAUAAUAAAUUUAUUAUAGUUA
Messenger RNA from Bacillus rossius redtenbacheri, 4669 nucleotides. It is a transcript of the gene uex, whose product is annotated as unextended protein. The transcript has 12 exons. Gene Ontology annotation, molecular function: transmembrane transporter activity. Lineage: Eukaryota; Metazoa; Arthropoda; Insecta; Phasmatodea; Bacillidae. Bases 26 to 3121 code for a protein of 1031 amino acids. Gene Ontology annotation, biological process: intracellular manganese ion homeostasis; magnesium ion homeostasis; transport. Gene Ontology annotation, cellular component: cytoplasm; plasma membrane. The record is from RefSeq and is a predicted model, not a curated record.